This is a messenger RNA of Bursaphelenchus xylophilus (pine wood nematode), 3010 nucleotides long. The record is from the annotation of a GenBank genome assembly. NCBI's taxonomy places the organism in Eukaryota, Metazoa, Nematoda, Chromadorea, Rhabditida, Aphelenchoididae.
AUGAAAGAGACCGUCGAACUUCAAGCUAAUGCUGUAAGUUUUUACACUCUGUGUGACUGUUUUGUUGUCUCUGCCAGCUUUUUCCUUGAGAAAACGCUUUAUUUUUACUCAUUUUGACAUUAAUUAUAUUGUACAUGAGACUUGAUGUAAAUUGCCUCAAAAGUUUUCUAAUAACUCAACUUUCAGCAAGAAUACGUUGGGUUCUUACAAUCGGCUCUAAAUGGAAGCGAAGUUGAGGUCAGAAUCCGCUGCAAAGCCGAAGAAAAUGUAGAUUUUGCUUUAACUUAUGUUAUUCGAAGUUCUCCAUGCGCCAAAGAGUUUUUUGUGGACAGGUCCAGGUUCAAUAUGGUCACAAACUUGCUGGUAAGCCUUCUCUUUCUUUUGCUUGGCUUUUAGAGACAAAUGAGUCAUGGCAACCACAAGUUUUCAAUCUUCCUCUUGAGUUUGUUGUCUUGUCGUCAUGGAAUUGCUACUUUAAUAUAAUAUUGAGCUAUUUUAGGCUUUCUACUUUAAUGAAGCCGAAGCUGUGGCCGAUGGAUACAAUUACAAUCAAUUUUACUAUACGAAAUCGAAGGAAUUCAAGUUCAACUGCAAGGAUUUGAAUGGUGCUGAUGGGUUCUUGGAGAAUGUCCCAAUGCAGCCAAUGUUGUUCAAGAAUCUCAAGCAAAAAGUGCGUAGAGAUCUGGUAGAGUUCAGAGAACGAUUUUUUAACACCAAACCUAUCAAAUCUCUUCUUGGAAAUACUUUUUUGACCAAAAUCAAAAGUUUGGUUACUACAAUAUAUUGAAGCCCCAAAUUUCAGGCAAAUCUCAACUCCACAAUUCGAAAAGUCCGUUCGGCGUAUCCAGGAGUGAAUGGAAACACUAUUGAUGGCGGAGCCAAAGUCACUUUGACUUCUUGGCAUCCAGCACAACAGCUUCCAAUAGAUGCGGCGUAUUUGCUCAUUGUCAGAGUUCAGACCUUGAGUCAGGAUAAAGAUGUAAAAUCAAAGCCCAAAAUUGACGUAGAAGCCCAAUGGAGAGGACCGCAUGGAUUUUUGAGUGCAAUCGAUUAUCCAUUAUUGAGCUUUUACGGAUUCAUGAUCUGGUUUUAUGUGAUUUUGGCAGUUGUCUGGCUCGUCGUCUGUUGCAGGUAAAAUUUUGUGAUUUUUUGUUGGUUUUUAGGUCUAUUGGAGAUGAUGAGAGGAGAAUUAAGACUAGAGAGAUACUUACGCACAAGGUUUUUGAAUUUUUAGAUCUAAAAUUUUGGGUAUCAAAAAUUUUUAUUUUCCAUUUUCAGACACUACAAAGACCUUUUGCGCAUUCAGUAUUGUAUUGGAGUGGUGAUUGUGAUUGGCCUCCUGGAGAAGACCUUGUUUUACGCCGAAUAUGCGAAUAUGAACGCGACUGGAGAAUCGAAGGAAGGCCUGAUCGAAGCGGCCGAGCUGAUGUCCUGUUUCAAACGAACGGUAGCCCAUAUGCUGGUGAUUAUUGUCUCGGUGGGCUAUGGAGUCGUGAAACCGAGACUGGGAUCCACAAUGAAUCAGGUUAUUUUGACCGGAGCAGCCUACUUUGUACUGUGUAGUAUCGAGGGAUUGACCAGAGUUUCAAUGGUAGGUUUUUGGAGGGAAUUUGGAAAAAUAAUUAGAAUAGAAUUUUUUGGGAUUUAGGAGAGAUCGAAAAAACUUUUUUAGAUCGAAAAAUGAGGUAAAAAUUGAGUUUUUUUGCAAUUUUUUUGGGUAAAAUUAAACAAUUUUUUCGAAAAUUUUAGAAAUAUUGCAUUUUUUUGACUUUUUUCCAAUUUUUCGGAUGAGAUUUUUAUAUUUUUUUUCAAAAAAAUUUAUUUUUUUUACAGUCCCAAAUUUAAAUUUUCUCCAUUUUUCAGCGAACCACCGAAUCAAUGAAAGAAAAACAGGUAGCCAAAGUCCCCUUGGCCUUUUUGGAAGUCGGCAUUGCCUGGUGGGUCUUCAGCUCCCUGGUAAACACGAUGAGAGCCCUGAGAGUUCGAAGGAACGAGGUCAAACUCACUUUAUACCGUCAUUUCACCAACGUUCUUGCCUUGUCCAUGGGAUUCGCGGUUUUGUUUAUGUUGUGGUCGCUGUAUAUUCAUAUUGUUCAGCAUUGCAUGGAGGAUUGGAAGGAGUUGUGAGUUGAAAUUUUUUUGAUUUUUCGAAUUUUUUCUUUAUUUUUUUCAAAUUUUUUUUUUAAAUUUUUUGAUUAAAAAAUUUUUUUUUUUAAUUUUUUUUGGUUUUUCAAAAAUUAUUUUUUUUUUCGAUUUUUUUGAUUUUUCAAAUUUUUUUUGAAAAUUUUUUUGAUUUUUCAAAAAUUUUAAAUUUUUUCGAUUUUUCAAAUUUUUUUAAAAAUUUUCCAUUUUUUCUUAAAUUUUAUAUGCUUUUAGAUGGGUGGACACCGCGUUUUGGCACCUAUUUUUCUGCGUCAUCUUGGUCAUGAUCAUGGUCCUGUGGAGGCCGAGUCAGAACAAUCAAAGGUACGCGUUCACGCCGCUUUUGGACAACUCGGAGGAUGAGAACGACGAGGAAGACGAUGUUUUGUUCGCACAAAGUCAAAACGCCCUGUUUGAAGAUGUGAAAAUGCGGAAUAUUGGGCAUGAUGACAAAAAAGAGGACAAAAAGAAAUCAAAUGUGGCUGUAAGUGGGAUUUUUGGAAGUUUUUGGGAGAAAAAUUUAACUUUUUUUUAGAAAAAAUUAAAAUUUUAAAAAAAAAUUUCAAGUUUUAAAUUUUUUUUUAAAAUUUUUAAAAUUUUUUUUUCGAUUUUUUACAUUUUUUUCAAUUUUUACAUUUUUUCCAAUUAAAAUUUUUUUUUUCGAUUUUAAAUCUUUUUUCGAUUUUUUAAAAAUUUUUAAAUUUUUUACAUUUUUUCAAUUUUAAUUUUUUUUUCAAACUUUAAAAAUUUUUUGCAGGAUGAAUUGGACUGGAUAGAGAAGAAUAUCCCCUCCUCGAUCGCCGAAGCCCUCAUCGAUGACGACGAGGAGCGCGAAAAACGCGAACUCGAAGCCUCCAAGAUGCUCUAA